Pseudovirgaria hyperparasitica is the source of this 2386-nucleotide messenger RNA. RefSeq lists its product as uncharacterized. The transcript is spliced from 5 exons. NCBI's taxonomy places the organism in Eukaryota, Fungi, Ascomycota, Dothideomycetes, Acrospermales, Acrospermaceae. Gene Ontology annotation, molecular function: protein binding. Bases 126 to 2213 code for a protein of 695 amino acids. The record is from RefSeq and is a predicted model, not a curated record.
UGCAGCAUCGAGGUCUUGAACAGGAACUCCCCUUAACCCAAAACCUCUUUAGAGUCUGGCCGUCUACGUUGUCUUCCUGAAAAGUUUGACCUCUUUGCUUCUACACAUAUUCAUCGUAAGAGACAAUGGGUAAGAUAUACCCAGCAUCAAGUUGCGUUCGUGCAGCACUUCUUCUUGCAUGUUUGGGUGUGCGUGAGGGUUGCGCCCAAGCUGGCUCAUUCGCCCCUACAGCCAAAGUGUGUAGACUCGUGGGUGGCCGCGCGGCAUUGUUCGACAACCGCAUAUUCAUGGCUGGUUCAAAUGUUACAUUAACGGAAGAUCCGGCAGGAUCCUAUCCAACGGACUCUCUGCUUUCGAUCGACCUAGCCCAAACACGAGAUCUGGCCGACACCUUGACCAAUGUGAUCAGUACGGCCCUUCCUGCUGGACAUCAGAACUCGUCUGCGAACGUAAAGGUUGGAGGGGCCAUGUGGUUCGAUCGUACAGACAUGUACGAUCUAUCCGUUGCCAGAGACUCUGACAAUAAGCUAUCGUCUCAGCUAUGGCGCUUUACCCCGUUUGGAGAACAACAUUCAUGGAAACAGUGGGUUGUGACAGGAGAGAAGAUGCCGACUGGGGAUGGUCUUGGCGCUGCCUAUGCUAGUAUCAGGCGCUUCAACACCUCUUUCUUCUCUGGCGGUACCUUUGGUAGCUCCGAAGUUGGAAUUAUCGAACUCAAUUCGACGGAUCCCGCGGACCCUGUGAUUUCCUACAGAAAACCACCAGCUGAUUCAAUACUUGGCUCAAAACGUACCAAGGCACCAAUGUUCUACCUACCAUAUGGCAACCAAGGAAUUCUGGUAAUGCUUGGUGGUGUUGUAUCCUUGCAAGCCAACGGCAAUGAUCUUAUGGCUGCCAUGGACUCGAUUGAUAUCUAUGACAUUGAGUCAAGUAGAUGGUUUAAUACCCCCGCUACCUUAGAUCUACCGUCAACGCGGAAAAACUUUUGCGGCUGGGUCACUCAGGCACCUGACAACAGCUCCUCUUUCAUUACCAUUAAUGGUGGCGAAGAUAACACUGAAUCAAAAGACGACGUCUGGGUUCUUACUAUUCCAUCCUUCAAGUGGGUUUCUAUGAAUGACUCCAGAGAGACAGGACGGCGGAACCACCAUUGUUUCAAACAUGGUCACAACAACGGAGUCGUUCUCGGCGGUGAGGUCAUCAAUAAAGACGAUAAUAGCGUGGUAGACUGUAGCUCUCCAAAGAAUAAACCGGUGUUGAGAUCCCUUGAUCUGUCUGAAUAUUAUUGGAUGGAUGAAUUUGAUCCAGUUGAUAAGCCUUUCUCGGUGCAUCCAAAGUUAAGUUCCACAAUUGGGAGCCAGGUUUUCAGCCCAGACCUCGAGCCCAGCCUCAAAGAGAUAUUCACAAAAAGAAUUGCCGAUGAGGAACCACCUACCACCCCAACAUCGCCUGGAGAGACUCAAAGUGGCCAACCCCCAGAUUCCGCACAGACUGACCCAGUACAAACCCCAGGUGGAACCGAAUCUCCUGUCGGACCCAACUCAACACCUCCAUCGAACAGGAAUCGAUCUCUAUCAACGUCCCAAAAGGCAGCCAUCGGUGGCGCAGUGGGUGGUUCGUUCAUUGUCUUAGCAAUUCUGGGUCUGGCAUGCUUCUGGUUUCGCAAGAGGAAAGACCACCGCCCAGACAGAUAUAUGUAUCGUUCAAAAACUUCCAGCCUUACGAUAUGUGAGAGCGAGCCUGAAAAGGAUGGGUUUCUACAUGUACCAGACAACGAGUACAGUAGCGGCUAUCGUGAUGCAGUACCUGCGACAAUGCGCAAAUCUGGCCACUCUCGCAUCAAUUCCUGGUCCCGACAGGUUCCAGCUCAUCGGACGUCAUGUUCUGUCUCCUCGGUAUCGAGACUAGACGUUCCGGGACAACGGAACUCGUUCUCAGUCUCAUCCGUAUCCAAACUUGAUAAUGCAGAAGACUUUUACAGAAACGGUAAUACGGGCCCGGGUGGACUGACACCAACGGGACAGACGCCAAUGUCGGACAUCAGUUCAGUGAUGGGAACAAUUAUUGUGUGUGAUGGAGAGAGUCCUGGCAUAAACGGCCGGAUACCUCAAGCGGGCCAGAGAGCCUCGGUAAGGGAAAUAAGCCCGUUCCGUCAGCCGGUGCGAGAUCCAAGUCCGUACAGGCCGGAGGAUGUAGGCAAGACGUUCAUCUGAUCCUUCCCUUUGUACUUUUUAGAUGUUAAUCCAUUAUUGUUGUACUCUAUACCCGCGAGUCUCAUCUGUCUAUGUUAGAUCCAUAGUCUCAGAACACGUGUAUCCUAGCUUAAUGUCAAAAAGCCACGUCCAAGCCACCGUCUUAAGAUUCUCACUCAGCUUGAAGAUCGACU